Molecule: messenger RNA, 3045 nt
Organism: Miscanthus lutarioriparius
Lineage: Eukaryota; Viridiplantae; Streptophyta; Magnoliopsida; Poales; Poaceae
Source: the annotation of a GenBank genome assembly
AUGCUGCGGAGAGAGGCCGUCGGCCGCCGCUUCCGGCCGCCGCUUUGGCGUGCCCUGCCGCCGACACGUCCCCCAGGACUACUGCCGUUGAUGAAAAAUCCCAUCCCUUGCCACCGCCGCCAGCAGCAGCCGAAUAAGCCCUCUCAAAUUCAAGAAAAGGGUGUCAUUUUGGGCUUGGGAAUGCUCACCCGCCUCUGGCUGCCAGUGUGCCGCGCCGUUCCGGCCAGGCGCGCACGCGACGUCGGCAUCCGGCAUGUGGCUGACGACGGUGGAGGCCCUCCAUCUGCUGGCCUUCUGCCCGCCGGUCACCGUUCCACUGCAGUGGCGCCACCACCAGGGUCCGAUCCACGUCCUCCUGCUGGCAUGCAACGGACUCCGUCCACUCCGGCGACGCCGCCAACCUACUCCAACUUCAAUGCCGCCGACAGCUCCGAACACCCGUCGGCACGUCGCCCUAGAGUGCUGGAGCACACGCUCCCUCCUCACUGCCGUCGCCGCCCCGAGCAGCAGCAGCAGCAGAAGCCGAAAAGAAGCGAUCUUUUUGGCUCGGCGUCGGCGAUACUGCAGCUGGGGAUGAAAACGGCUGUACCUCACCUCCGGCCGCCGCCGUGCCGCGGUGGAGGCCCUCCAUCUGCUGGCCUUCUGCCCGCCGGCCACCGUUCCACUCCGGCGGCGCCACCACCGGUCGGACUUCUCUCGACCUUCGACGGGUCCGAUCUACGUCCUCCUGCUGGCACGCCACCGACUCCGUCCACUCCGGCGACGCCGCCAACCUACUCCAACUUCAAUGCCGCCGGCCGCUCCGAACCCCCGUCGGCACGUCGCCCUGGAGUGCCGGAGGACACACUCCCUCCUCACCAGCGUCGCCGCCCCGAGCAGCAGCAGCAGAAGCCGAAAAGAAGCGACCUUUUUGCCUCGGCGUCGUCGGCGAUGCUGCGGCUGGGGAUGAAAACGGCGGUACCUCACCUCCGGCCGCCAGCGUGCCGCACUGUUCCGUUGCUGACCGGUGGAGGCCCUCCAUCUGCUGGCCUUCUGCCUGCCGGCCACGGUUUGACACCGGCGACACCACCCGUCUCUCCUUCGGUUGGACUCCUCUUCAACUUCCACGGCCCUUGUCCUCGUCUUCCUGCUGGGCCUGGCACACCAUGGACUGGCCGCCAUCUCCUGGCGCCUCACUGUCCGGUGAUAAGGAUCAGGCGUCAUUUGCAGUUAAACAUGAUGAUGACUUUGAGAUUAGUGCUCAAGAAGGGAACUCAGCCAACAAAGCGGUUGCUAAGCACAUUUUCAGAUCCAGUGACAAAAGGGAUUAACCUGUUGUCAGUAGAGGAAUGCGAGAGUGCUAGGGAUGAAAUGUCAUCCGGCAUAGAAGAUGUCGUGGACAAGAUUGCAUGCCUUGAGGGUAACCUCCAGAACUUAAGUGCAAGCUAUUUGAAAGAAUUACUGCAACAUGUCUUAAAAGAGUGCAAGAAACACCAGUCGAAGGAAAUGUUAAAGAAGUUAUACUACGAGAAGAUUAGACCUGCACUAGUUGCACGUGUUCUUUUAUCACCUUAUUCUCUCAGUGACCAUAGGGGCAUCAAGUUGCUUGAAGAGUAUAAGAAACAUGUAACAGAUGCUAAGUAUUUGACAAGUAUCGACUUGAUGGAGGCGAUGAUAAACAUGACAGAGUUAUAUUGGAGCAUCUUCUUGGAUUUCCUAAGUGAAAAAGGAUGUUUGGUAAUUGAGGAUUGGGAUAACUCCUUAGGUGCCUCAUUCGGGACUACUCUCUAUAAGCGUGGAGUCACUUUUGAUGGCUCCCCGCUAUAUAAGGGAGAGUGUGAUGCAUCUUUUCUUGAGGAUAAGAAUAACAAGAAGAACAGUAAAGCUUCGAUAUGCAUCGCUAUAUGGACGAGCACUAGUGAGAUAUUAUCGAGUAUUGUUAUCAAAGAUUAUCCAUGCGAGGAUUCUAUCGAAGCAGAAGCAAUGGCGAUGUUUCUACUUCUCAAGGAAGGUAUCAGAUUGGGUUUACAUCUGCACCCCUUUGAAGUUUGUUCAGAUUGUCAAUUAGUGUUCAAUACACUUUGGGGAGCUCAUCGAAUUGAUCUAGAUGAUAGGAAUGCUGAUCUUUUGAAGUUGCUAAAGUAUAUGAGGAGGUAUUACACAAGUUUGAUCCCCGAAUGGCAGCAAAGGGAGAAGAUGUUUUGGGUUGAUGGCUUGAUGAGGGUAAUGAAGUUAGAAGGACCUGACACUAAUGUGGACCUCCGAAGCCUUCUGAAAAAGGUGAAAAGUUACCUUAGUGGGAAGCCGCUGUUUAAAUUCACGCAAAAACAAGGCUCCUUCAACAGUUUGAUUAAGAAAACAUUGAGACCGUCCAAGGUUUUUAUUGUGAUGAAGGAAUCUCAGUCUGAAGCUAGAAGUAAGAUCUUGAAAAUGUAUGAGGACUGCAGAAUUGAGGAGACUAGUGAAGACAGUGAGAACUGUAGAAUGAUUAUCUUAAAUGUCGAGCACAGAACCAUAUCUAAAACUGCCAAGAGAGACUUGUGGAUCAGUUUUGAUUCAUCGAUUCCGGAAGGACUGUUCCAAAACAAGUCAGAUUCGUUAAUGGUUUUUUUAAGAACUCCAAGUGAGAAACAUGUUGGAACCAAGAUUCCAGAACUGAACCCAGUCAGCUUCGUCUCAUUUCAUAACAAAGAAAAGAAGAGAAGCCCCCAUCCUAACACUAAGUGGUCUCAAAGCUUUGACAAGCUGUUCAUAGUAGUUGAGUUGCCUGAGGCAAAGGAUAUUAUGCUGGAUUUGAAGCCUGAGGGCCAUUUUCACUUCUCUGCAAUGGGAGCUGAUGACAUGCCAUACGAGCUUGACCUCGAGCUAUUUGACGCUAUUAACCUUGAGAAGCUGGAUAUCAGAGCUGCAGCUUCUGAUCUUCAGAAUGAUGAAAACGAAGUGAUGAACGAAGCUAAUGAAGUUCGGUCAGAAAAAAAAGCUAAUGAAGAUGUGGGAGGAAGUAUGGUGGAGCAGAGUAAGGGGGAGGAAGCCCCGACAGGAGCUGCAAAGGAAGAGAAGCCAUGA